AUGACGACCGCCACCUUCCAUUGGGCUGUCAAAAGGAUGGGCCCCUACAUCGUCAGCCUACGCCUAUCGGAUCGAGCGGUGACCGGAAACCUUAGCCCUCAGGCACUUGCCAUCGCUGUAAGGGGGUGCCCCUUCUUAACAAACGUUGAUUUAUCCGGGGCAACGGUCCGUCCUCCCGCGAUACGCGACCUAAUUCCGAUAGCCACAAACUUGCGAAAGAUUUCUUUGGGACCCUAUCAUGGCCAUUUGGACCCUGAGUUGACGGGAUUGCUUGGAGCGGCGACGCAGCUCCUGGACUUCGGGGCGAAAGCAACGGAGUUCCAGGGGAAGUCGUUGUUUCAAGUGACCCCGGCACUCAGGACCUUGCGGCUCUGCCAGUGUCCGUCGGUGCUUCCAGCGCCGUUAGCUGCUGCGUUUGGUCGAUUAAGCGCUCUCGCCGGUCUCGAGCUCUCCCACUGUGACGGACUAACAUCAGAAGAGCCACUUCAUCAGCUCGUAGCAAAUCAGGCCCUCCACAACACCUUGGAGGACCUAAAAAUUAUUGGGAUAAGCUUCGAUCCUGUUAUGUUAGAUCCGGAGUUAGAAGAUAUUGAGGUGCCGGAAGAUCUACAGGCACCAUACGUAGAGCUGAACAUAGGACCAGCGGACGCGGGAACUUCGCUAGCGGAAGCGUUCACUCGUCUCCACACCCUGCAUUUACGUUUCUGCGGUUGGGUGUCGAAUUCCCUACUAAUACAAAUUGGGGAACAUUUGAAGGAGCUUGAGCAAUUGGAUCUCUCGGGCUGUUCUAACAUACGCGGGCAGUUCGCCCUGGAAGAACUGCCGACACUACCUAAACUGAGGGAAAUACAUUUGUGCAAUCUGCACCCUUCAGUGGGCAUUCAACCCCUAGGAUCAAUAAGGACUUUACAGGAGGUCCAGUGUAGGGACUCCUCUGGAAUAACGGACGAGGACGUAUGCCAGGUGGUCAGGGGUUGCCCAGCUCUGGUGCGCCUCAACAUCGAAGGCUGCCAAGGGGUGACGCAGCAAACCGUCGUGGGAGUCACAGAGAUAGUACGCCGAGAAGGGAGAUCCGCAGUGUUGAGCUUGUGGGUGGGCGAAACGGGCGCUAAUCGCUUCGCGAGGGUCCGACAAUCCCUGUUGCUUCGGGUCUUUUUCGAUCGGGCGUAUCAGCCUAUUUUAGCGUAG
Messenger RNA from Osmia bicornis bicornis, 1188 nucleotides. RefSeq names its product SCF E3 ubiquitin ligase complex F-box protein grrA-like. Bases 1 to 1188 code for a protein of 395 amino acids. The transcript has a single exon. Gene Ontology annotation, cellular component: SCF ubiquitin ligase complex. Lineage: Eukaryota; Metazoa; Arthropoda; Insecta; Hymenoptera; Megachilidae. The record is from RefSeq and is a predicted model, not a curated record. Gene Ontology annotation, biological process: SCF-dependent proteasomal ubiquitin-dependent protein catabolic process.